Messenger RNA from Gossypium arboreum, 1383 nucleotides. RefSeq names its product cytochrome c-type biogenesis ccda-like chloroplastic protein 2. The record is from RefSeq and is a predicted model, not a curated record. The coding region runs from base 187 to 1233 and encodes 348 amino acids. The transcript is spliced from 12 exons. Gene Ontology annotation, biological process: cytochrome complex assembly. Gene Ontology annotation, cellular component: membrane. Lineage: Eukaryota; Viridiplantae; Streptophyta; Magnoliopsida; Malvales; Malvaceae.
AAUCCAAUUAAGCCGUUAACAUCAAUCAGUUUAACUUACAACUCCACAAAACCGUUUAAAACACGAAACAUCAUCUUAAAUAUCUCCUUCUCUCUGUUUGGUUCCCGAGAAAAUAAAACCCUCAGCAAUUUCAAAAUCACCCCCCAAAGUUCUCUCCGCCGCCAAACACAGUCUGUUCUGUUUAAGAUGACUUUAGUUCUAAACCAUAGCGUCACCUCUUCCUUCUCUAAUUUCUUCAAAAUCUCAAGCCUUAAAAAUCACCCACGAACCUACUAUGGUAAAUAUACUAUGGCAAUUAAUAAACCAACAGGAAGUAAGGAUCUUUGCAAUGAAAUUGAGUCUUUGAAAUUUACUUCUCUUGUAAAUACUAUAGCAGUGGCAAAUUUGGUUGCAAUUGACUCUGCAAAGGCUUUAAGUGAAGAUAAUAUUUUGGAAGGAGCUGCUUCACUUUACACUUUGGCUGAUGGAAGUUCUGGAGAUUGGUUUGGAGGUCUACUAUAUUCAGCUGGCCAACAAGCUAAUGAAGCCGUUCAGGGCCAAUUAUCAGCUCUCAGUUUUACUAGUUUGGCUGUUAUUUUUGGGGCUGGUCUUGUAACAAGCCUUUCACCAUGUACACUAAGUGUUCUGCCAUUAACACUUGGAUACAUUGGUGCAUUUGGUUCAGGCAAGGGCAGAACUGAGGUAAUUGUAAAUUCAAUGGCUUUCUCACUAGGAUUAGCGACUACAUUAGCACUCCUGGGUAUAGGAGCCUCCUUUGCUGGGAAGGCAUAUGGACAGAUAGGGCAAGGGUUGCCACUGGCUGCUUCUGGUUUGGCUGUUAUCAUGGGUCUUAAUCUACUUGAGGUCAUCGAGUUACAACUUCCCUCUUUCUUUAGCAAUUUUGACCCUCGCACUGCAGCUGCCAACUUGCCAUCAGGUGUGCAAGCGUAUUUAGCUGGGCUUACAUUCGCAUUAGCUGCCUCACCUUGCAGCACACCAGUGCUGGCCACUUUGCUGGGAUACGUAGCCACAUCCAAGGAUCCAGUAAUAGGAGGCAGCUUACUCUUGACAUAUACAACCGGCUAUGUUGCUCCUCUACUUCUUGCCGCUUCUUUUGCUGGAGCAUUGCAGAAUCUGUUGUCGUUCAGGAAAUUCUCAGCAUGGAUCAACCCGGUGAGUGGUGCGCUUCUACUCGGUGGGGGUGUAUAUACUUUCUUGGAUAGGCUUUUCCCAGCUACUACGAUGGCCAUGUAAAGGAAUGUCAUUCUCUGUGAUCAAAAUAAACACGAGGUAAAAUUGAACUACAAACAAUUAUACAUAAAUGUUGGAUCAACGUUAUCAGUAUUUCAUGUUCUUUCUCUUUUACAGAUCAUUUGAUUUUAUAAUGAAUCUCUCUUUUACAAA